CACAGUUGCUAUAAAGUGAAAUGAUCAUCAACAGACUGUUGAAGUCGUCGAUGGUCUGGGACUGAUUACAUUUAAGUCAUUUAGCAGACGCUCUUAUCCAGAGCGACUUACAAAUUGGUGCGUUCACCUGAUUAGUCAGCUAUAGAUACUCAACAAGAAUAGAGAAAAAUUGAUAGGUCGAUACACUGACUUGUCUUCACAUAGAUUCGACUUUAAAAUGUUUUAUUCAAAUUCAUGGACCAAGUGCUUGAUAUACCUUAUCUUUAUAACACGUGGAAAUUCUGAAUGUCCCAAACCACAAGUGGAGAGAAAUCAAAAUGUCGUUCUAACGAAUGAUGCGCUCCUAAAGAACGAUUUUCCGGAGGGCUCGGAAGUAUUGUUUCAAUGUACCAACGGCUACAUGAAAGCGCAAGGAUCUGAAAGCAUCACCUGCACGAGUGGAGAGUGGAGCACCCUGGAAUUAAUCUGCAAAAAGAAGGACUGCGGUGCACCCAAGGAGAUGCCACAUUUGACAUAUGAGUUUGAUAAGGAAGGGACGCUUUUUGGUGCAUCAGCAAGAGCAAUUUGUGAUAAAGGCUAUCAAAUUCAGGGAUCAAGUUACAGGCAGUGUUAUGCCACAGGUUGGAGUGGAAGAUCAAGAUGUGAAGUGGUAACUUGUGAAGAACCUAUUGAUAUAAUGAAUGGCAUUAUCUCAGAGAAGCCUGACAAACAGUUUCCAGAGUAUGGGGAUGUCAUACAGUAUUCCUGUGAUGAAGGUUACACCCUCAUUGGAAACAAAUCCAUUGAGUGUGAAGAAGAUGGUGAAUACAACUCAUUCCUUCCUGAAUGCAAAGAUGUCAAUGACCUUCCUUUGAAACCAACAACCAUAUCAGCAUCAAUGACAACAUCAACUGUUGCACCCACAAUACAAGAUGUCAAUGACAUUCCUUUGAAACCAACAUCAGCAUCAAUAACAUCGACUGUUCCACCCACAAUACAAGUUUCAGGGAGACAUCAUGGUAUUGGUGAACAUGACAUCAACGCAGCUACAAGGAAUGCAGCAGCAGUGGGAAGUGUGAUCGUCAUAGUCAUAGUCAUAGGAGCAUAUACGCACGGGGGUGACUGAAAGAGGAAUGAGGUCCACACUCCAGUCGGUUGUGUUAAUGCGCCGUAAAGUUGGUUGCCAACCACCAUAUAAAAUACACAGAAGAAGACUGAACAAGGACAUAUUACUAGUAUUGGGUUCUAAUUUUCAGAGUAAAUAACUCCCUGACACUAGAGAAGCUUAACCAAGUUUAAUUCUUCCCAAAGGGUCGAUAAAGCUGGAUUCAGACAAACAUGUUUCUACCACCAAAUUGUAUAUAUACUUCACUUUAGGCACUCCUCCUUCUCUCCGAUCCUUACAUCUUAUGGUUUGACAGGAAGAGGGUAAUAAACCAUAAUUUCUCACUUCAGGGGAUCUGACCUGACCUCAACCCCUCAUUCACCUAAUCCACAGAUGUCCAUCCGCUUUCCCUAUAGCAAUCAUGUGACUUCCUCCCGUCCACCCAACACAUUCAAAAACCAUCUGUCUCCUACAGAUAACCAUUAACUUCUGAUGUAAACCAGUCCCUUUCAGUCCUUUAUAUAAUGUGCUUCUGCAUAUAACAAUGUUCCAAGUUUCACCCAGAAUCUAACACUAGAAACGAACAAGGUUUCCCCUUUUACAUCUGUGGAUUAAUUGUCGGAGUAGAGAACACACAAUGUGACUCAAUUCUACAAAGAUCCAGCAAAAAAAAAGUAUCUUGUACAUUUCAGGUAAAAUAACAACCCAAUGUUUAUAUCCCAGGACAAAUUAGCUAGCAAAAGCAAGUUAGCUAGCUAAGUGUCCAUGAAUGUUUCAUGUGUUUCGACCUGUCCCAAAAUUAAUAUAGUUCAGAUUUUGUUUUGAUAUUUCAACCUGGCGUCCUGAUCGCGUCUAGUGUGGAUGGACAAAAUCAACAUGCGGACGCACUCACGUGCCCGAUGUAGUAAGGAUGUGUUCUAACUAAACUGGAUUCUUUGCUGUAUACUGUACUGGGGUAAACAUUCCCUUCUGUGACCCAUCAAGAGUUUCCUUCACAUGAUUUGAUCUGUUACACUAGUAGGCCUAGUCAAACUGCUGACUUUCCAAUGUUACCAGGGGCAGGGUAGCCUAGUGGUUAGAGCGUUGGACUAGUGACCGGAAGGUUGCAAGUUCAAACCCCUGAGCUGACAAGGUACAAAUCUGUCGUUCUGCCCCUGAACAGGCAGUUAACCCACUGUUCCUAGGCCGUCAUUGAAAAUAAGAAUUUGUUCUUAACUGACUUGCCUGGUUAAAUAAAGGUAACAUUUAAAAAAAAAAAAAGAAAUCAGAUUUGUAUUACACUUUCUCUUGACCAUUUGAAGAUCAUAUGAUUCCUUAUCUU
Oncorhynchus nerka (sockeye salmon) is the source of this 2405-nucleotide messenger RNA. Its product is annotated as complement decay-accelerating factor, GPI-anchored. Gene Ontology annotation, biological process: negative regulation of complement activation, classical pathway. The coding region runs from base 218 to 1105 and encodes 295 amino acids. The record is from RefSeq and is a predicted model, not a curated record. NCBI's taxonomy places the organism in Eukaryota, Metazoa, Chordata, Actinopteri, Salmoniformes, Salmonidae. The transcript has 10 exons.